UUAAAGACAAAUCCAAAUCUCAAGAAUGAAGUCCUCUAUCUCCUUUGUGUUCAUGGUUUUGAUGGCCUGUAUUGCUAUGGUCUCUGCUUGUACCAAUGCUUGUGCUGGUGUUUCCGAACGUGAUGGCCGCUGUUACUACUCUUGCAUUGAAAACAGUUGCAAUUUGAGCGGUUCUCAUCAUCAAGGUCAAUUCUUGGGUGCUCUUUCUGAUAGGGGUUAUGAUUGCCGUCCCGAAGGUGCUACGUCUUUGUCUUGUACCAAGACCCCUGAUUUCGGUGGAUGCUUCACUCACAAGUGGACUUGUGGAUUUGGAUGUUAA
Messenger RNA from Halteromyces radiatus, 319 nucleotides. RefSeq lists its product as uncharacterized. The transcript is spliced from 2 exons. The record is from RefSeq and is a predicted model, not a curated record. Lineage: Eukaryota; Fungi; Mucoromycota; Mucoromycetes; Mucorales; Cunninghamellaceae. Bases 26 to 319 code for a protein of 97 amino acids.